Messenger RNA from Ooceraea biroi (clonal raider ant), 1270 nucleotides. It is a transcript of the gene Coq9, whose product is annotated as ubiquinone biosynthesis protein COQ9, mitochondrial. Gene Ontology annotation, biological process: ubiquinone biosynthetic process. Lineage: Eukaryota; Metazoa; Arthropoda; Insecta; Hymenoptera; Formicidae. Gene Ontology annotation, cellular component: mitochondrial inner membrane. The record is from RefSeq and is a predicted model, not a curated record. Gene Ontology annotation, molecular function: lipid binding.
UAAUUUUAUAUAUUAUCUAAAAAUUGUAAUGUAUCAUUUAAUAAAGCUGCUUUUUUCUAUCAUUUAUUUUAACAAUUAUUUUGUAUCUAUUAUGUGAUAAAAAUUGUAAAUCUCCGUGUUGCAAUACACACACAGUUUGUUUAAAAAGUUCAAGAAAUAAUUCUGGUAUUUUAUAAAUAAACGUUAUUUAUUAUGUAUUUAUAUAUCAAAAAUAAUAUCAUUAACUGUACAUAAAAAUUUGUUUGAAAUUGAUUUGAACACAUUUCAAAGAUCUUUAUGACGUUUCAGUUCACAGUUUUAUUUUCUGAAUUUUUUGAGCAGACUGCAGUAUCUACAUACAUAUAACUCAUAUAUUUAAAAACAGCUAAUUUUAAAAGUAGAUAUUGAUUUUACCAGGUUUUAGACGUUUAUGGACUUCUAGGGCUUUGCUGGCCGAACAGUUUGAAAAUGAUAGUAACAAGAAAACCGAAUCGCACCAAUCAGUUCAUGAGGAGAACGAUGAGGAAUAUGAGAAAAAUAUCAAGAUAAAAAUUCUGGAUGCCUCUGUAAAAUUUGUUCCUGAUAUGGGAUGGAGCAAGCAGGCUAUCAGCGCUGGUGCUGAGUCGAUCGGAUACCCGGGCGUGGUACACGGACUGUUUCCAAAUGGUGGCGCAGCUUUAGUACAGCACUUUUACUCCAUAUGUAAUCAGGAAUUAAAUCAGAUCCUGAAAAAACAGGCGCUGGAUACGAAGGAAUCCCCUUCGGGUAAGCGAAAGCCAGAGCAGCAGGUCCGCGACGCCGUGGAGAUACGACUGCGAAUGGUGAUUCCCUAUAAGAAAACGUGGCCACAAGCGAUAGCCAUCAUGAGCCUGCCGCCAAACGUGCCGACUUCUUUAGCGAAUUUGUUGACUUUAGUUGAUGAUAUCUGCUACUACGCCGGUGAUAGAUCCGUUGACAUUAACUGGUACACGAGGAGAAUGAUACUGGCGACCAUUUACAAAACCACCGAAUUGUACAUGCUGCAAGAUACCAGUGAAGACCACAAGGAAACCUGGCUGUUCCUGGAGAGACGAAUAAAUGACGCUUUACAAGUGCACGCGGUGCUUUCUAGUUCGGUCAAGCCAGACGAAGCGUUACAUCGUGUCACGGAAACGGCUACUGCUGUUUUUACGACGGCACGCAAUAUACUCGGAUUAAAUUAAAACGAAUGUAAAAGAAUGAAAGAAACUUUUAGAAAACGUAAUAGCAUAGAUAUUCCUAAAUAAAAUAAAAUUAAAAUAUUUCUUAAUAA